AUGUCGAAUAACAAUUCUAUUAAUAUUGAUUCAAUUUCAAAUCGUAUUUCAUCAAACGAUUUUCCAUAUAAUUUUAAUGAUGGAACUGCACAUUUAUUAUCCAAUCAAAAGCUUAUUAGAUUUUGUCCUACUGUGGCUUUUAAUAAUAUUGUAAAAUGUAAAUUAACACACUUUUUGUAUACAAACAGUUAUACAAAAGGUUAUUCAUAUGGAUUUGAUUAUCCCCAUUGUCCAUGUGAUGACUCGUCAACUGGUUGUCACUUAUAUUUAUCUGAAAAGUUAUCCGAAUUUAAUUUUGACAGUAAACAACUUUCAUUUACAACUUUACACAUCGACAAAAAUACAAAAAUAACAAAUGCAAAAAUUAUAAAAACAGUGAUGAUGAGUGACGAUGUUGUACUCAAUUUAUAUGGCGAUUUUACAUUGUCAAAACUUUCAUUUUCUGUUGGAGAUGUCGUUGUUUACCAAUUUACUAACACACAAAGUACCUUUCAGUACAACUCGACAAACCACCAAUUACUUUGCACAAAUAAUAUUUCAAGUUACAUAACAGUAAAUAGAGAAAUUGAUAAUAUCAUAAUCAAUUGCUCGGGUAUUAUAAACACAAUUGAACUGUCUGGUGACAAACUUGUGUACAUCACAAAAGAAGUAAAACAAGUUGAUGAAAUUAUAUUUACAAUAUAUGAUAACGAAAAACCAAAAACGUUUACUUUUGUUUUAGAAAGUGAAAACACUGUCUUCGGAACACCAAUAUAUAAUAAUUGUAUGAUUAUCACAUUAAUACCAAAUGAAAAUAAGUGUUUAAAGUGCAAUUCCAAAACUCGAUUGUGA
Molecule: messenger RNA, 831 nt
Organism: Entamoeba invadens IP1
Lineage: Eukaryota; Evosea; Mastigamoebida; Endamoebidae
Exons: 1
Coding region: 1-831 (276 amino acids)
Source: RefSeq, a predicted model, not a curated record